CGCGAAAUGAAAUAAUUAUCAAUGUGGUAACUUAACUCCCAACAAAACAAAGGUAUGUUAACAUAGCGUUCUCGUGCGUGUAUAUACGCACGCGUGGAUAUGUAAUAUAUACAUAUUCUAUGCAUGUGUAUAUAUAUGCGCGUAGAUAUGUGAUAUAUAUGUAUCAAUAGAGCCAUCACGCAACCUGCUUUAUAAAAAUAAAAAAGAGCCACCGUUGACUGAACCGUCACCUCCUUUCACCCCUCUAUAUAUACAUAUAUAAUAUAUUCCAUUUUCUUUGCAUUUUCCACUAUAUCCAUCUUUGUUCGUUUUAAAAAAAUCAGAGUAUGAUGGGUUCGAGGACCGUCGAUCUAAGCAGCAAUGGUUCAAUCUCAGCCGUCCAUUCAGACGUGAUCGGAACCCACAUCCUGACCCGACUCGACGGCCCGACUCUAGCCUCUGCCGCCGCCACGUCAUCAUACCUGCAGACCAUCUGCUCCGAUCAAACCCUCUGGCGCCAAAUCUCCGCCGCCACGUGGCCCUCCAUCAACGACCCACGUGUCCUCCGCCUCAUCUCCUCCUUUCCCUCCGGUUUCCGCUCCUUCUUCUCAGACUCCUACCCGUUACCCGACCCAAACCCGCCGCCGGUAAAACCCGACCCGGCAUCGGAAUUCAUCUCCGCCGUCGAUUUGUACUACCGAGGAGAUCUCAUUUACUCCAAGGUUCAAGAGACGAAGAUCGAAUCCGGGUCUCAACCCGGGUCGGGGUGGUUCAAGAAUUCGCCGUUCCAGGUCGAUUUGCUCGAUCCGAAAGAGACAAUUCCGACCGGGAUCCGGUACCCAGGAGGAGAUUACGAGUCGUGGGUCCGCGACAUGGAAGAGAACACGACACUGAACUGGGUAUUGAUCGACCCGAUCCGGAAACGCGCGGCGAACAUAUCGAGCCGGAGAGCGGUGUCGGCGCGGCGGAACUGGGUCACCGGCGAUCUGGAGAUACGUUUCGCGGCGGUGGCGGUGGCGGAUAAGGCGGAGGUGACGGCGGUGGUGGCGGUGGGUGCGGCGGAGGUGUGGAAGGAGGUGGACGAGGAGGUGGGAGGAGAAGUGCACGUGAGGGACGUGCGGCUUCAGGUGGAGGACAUGGAGGGAAGGUGUACGAAUGGAAGGGACAGUUUGGUAAUUUUGCAGGGGAUGCUGCAGGGGAAGAGGUUUGGGACUGGGGAAGAAGACGGAGGGAGAGUGAUGAAGACGAGGUACGAGGAAUACGUCGAAGUGAAGAGACAGUGGAGAGAGAACAAGGAGAGGAGAGAGAGAGCUAAGGAUUUGUGUUUUAUCGUUUUUGGGUUCGCCCUGUUCUUGCUUUUGUGGUGUUUGAUUCUGUUUAGGUGAGGGAGAGGGAGAUACAUACACAGAUACAGCUACAGAUACAGCUACAGAUACAUAUACAGAUACAGUUGCGUGUAUUUGAUUCUAAAAGAUGAUUCUUUCUUUUGUGGUUAUCC
This is a messenger RNA of Tarenaya hassleriana, 1477 nucleotides long. Its product is annotated as F-box protein At2g27310. Gene Ontology annotation, molecular function: protein binding. The coding region runs from base 327 to 1364 and encodes 345 amino acids. NCBI's taxonomy places the organism in Eukaryota, Viridiplantae, Streptophyta, Magnoliopsida, Brassicales, Cleomaceae. The transcript has a single exon. The record is from RefSeq and is a predicted model, not a curated record.